AUGGGGCCUCAGUGCAUCGCGGUGGUGGGGGCCACUGGCCAUCAAGGUGGCGCGGUGGUGCAGGCGCUUGUAGCCAAGGGCGUGAGUGUGGUGGUUGCGAUCACGCGAAACCCGUACUCCAAGAAGGCCCAGGAGCUUAAAACCACUUUGCGCAGGGUGGAGCUGCGUAAGGGAGACCUCAGCAACCAGAAGUCGUUGGAGGCAGCGUUCAGCGGUUGUGAUGGGGCGUUCGUGCUUGGGACUGACAACAGGACCACGGGCCACUGGAAAUAUGAGAACAUGAAGAAGCAGUACGAGAACUGUGCUGCGGCCUUGAAGUGCAUUGAUGGCAUGAAACAUGUGGUGAUCUCGGCGACGGAGUUCCUCCCUGCGCAGGAAGUCUUCAAUGGCAAGGGCUUGCCCAUCACGUACGAGGCCAAGGACCACAUCUUGGCCACAAGGGACAUAAAUAUCUGUCGAGAGCUCGCCGGUGGAAAGCUGGCGGACCCGGUGGAAGAGCUCAGGGAUAUGCAUCAGGGCGUGUCGCAGGCCGGCAACUUCAAGUUCCGGCGUGUCAUUGGGGCGCUGGGGGCGUCUGGCAAGCAAGGUCUUGCGGUUGUGUGCUCACUUUCGCAGUUUGGUAAGCGCAGCGUGAUUGCGCUGGUCCGAGACGAUCGCUCGUCGGUGGCCCAGGAGCUUGCCAAGAUGCCAAGAGUCGAGGUGCGCAAAAUCCAGGACAUGACCCACGGGGGACAUGAGGGCGCAAUGGAGGCGUUCAAAGGAUGCGACGCGGCGUUCGUGAACGCUGCUGACCCGAAGGACCCCGGAAAAGUGGUCGUGAUGCACCAAAAGAUCGCUGCUGGCUUGACUCAACUCGGUACCAUGAAGCAUGUGGUGAUGUCAACGAUGGAAGAGGUAAGAAAACACCCUAAGAUGGCUGAUGUUCCGGUGAUCCCGAUCGAGCAGUACGAUCUGGCUCCCAAUGACAUGAAGGCGCCCAUGUUGGACGCAAAGGCCAACGCUCAGCAAAGGUUCUUCGCUAACAAGCCGGCCUUGCCCACGACCUUCGUGUACCCCAGCCCCUACAUUGAGCAAGGCUUGAUUUGGCCCUCUGGCAAAAAAGACCCUGUCGUCUUCGAAUGGCCUUUGGGGGUUGGACCAAUCCCAUGGACUGUUUUGAAGGAUUUUGGGCAGGUAGUGGCGGGCAUUUUCGAUGAUCCGUCCAUGGCCACGCGUCGGAAGGAGUUUGUGUACCAGCCCCUUGACUAUGCCAAGGAUGACGUGCUGGCCUUGCGCGACUUGAAGCGUUGUGAACAGCUCGGCG
Symbiodinium necroappetens is the source of this 1303-nucleotide messenger RNA. The record is from the annotation of a GenBank genome assembly. NCBI's taxonomy places the organism in Eukaryota, Dinophyceae, Suessiales, Symbiodiniaceae.